This is a messenger RNA of Mycena indigotica, 435 nucleotides long. Its product is annotated as N-acetyltransferase domain-containing protein. The record is from RefSeq and is a predicted model, not a curated record. Gene Ontology annotation, molecular function: protein-disulfide reductase [NAD(P)H] activity. Gene Ontology annotation, cellular component: cytosol. Bases 1 to 435 code for a protein of 144 amino acids. NCBI's taxonomy places the organism in Eukaryota, Fungi, Basidiomycota, Agaricomycetes, Agaricales, Mycenaceae. The transcript has 5 exons.
AUGACUCACGUCAAUCAUCUGUCAAUCAGCCCACUAUCACAUUCUCACAGCAUGCCUCUCACCAUCGUAGAAGGAGACGUACUCUCGAACCCUGCUGCUCUGCUGCAGCGGCCAGAGGAGUAUUUGGUAUUUUAUUCCGAUGUGGAAAAUGGUCAAAUGUGGUGUGGAGACUGUCGAAGAGUGCAAGACAUCGUUCGGACCGCAUUUGAGGCUGCCGAUAGCCCAUCGGCGGCAAUUGUCUUCGUCGGAAACAAGCCUACCUGGAAGGCGCCAACCCAUCCGUUUCGCGCCGCGCCACUUGGACUGACGGAUGUGCCCACCAUCAUCAGGCUGCGAGCCCAGGCAGACGGGAUCGCGAAGCUGGUUGAUGCUGAUAUUGACUCCCCCGGGUUGGCCGCGUUUCUGGCGAAAUACCGCGAAGAAGGGGCGGCAUGA